GCCGCGGGCUGCCGCAGCGCCCGCCGCCGCCGCGCCGCGAUGGAGACGGCGGAGAAGGAGUGCGGAGCGCUCGGCGGCCUCUUCCAAGCCAUCAUCAACGACAUGAAGAGCUCCUACCCGAUCUGGGAAGAUUUCAACUCCAAGGCGACCAAGCUGCAUUCCCAGCUCAGGACCACGGUGCUGGCCGCAGUCGCCUUCCUGGAUGCCUUCCAGAAAGUGGCCGACAUGGCCACCAACACCCGAGGCGCCACGAGGGACAUCGGCUCGGCGCUGACCCGCAUGUGCAUGAGGCACCGCAGCAUCGAGGCCAAGCUCCGGCAGUUCACCAACGCCCUCAUGGAGAGCCUCAUAAACCCUUUGCAGGACAGGAUCGAGGACUGGAAGAAAACCGCCAACCAGCUGGACAAGGACCACGCUAAAGAGUACAAGCGCGCCCGGCACGAGAUCAAGAAGAAAUCCUCGGACACCCUCAAGCUGCAGAAGAAGGCCCGCAAAGGCAAGGGCGACCUGCAGCCCCAGCUGGACAACGCGCUGCAGGACGUCAACGACAUGUACCUGCUGCUGGAGGAGACGGAGAAGCAGGCGGUGCGCAAGGCCCUCAUCGAGGAGCGCGGCCGCUUCUGCACCUUCAUCACCUUCCUGCAGCCCGUGGUGAACGGGGAGAUCACCAUGCUGGGAGAGAUCACCCACCUGCAAGGCAUCAUCGACGACCUGGUGGUGCUCACGGCCGAGCCCCACAAGCUGCCCCCCGCCAGCGAGCAGGUGAUCAAGGACCUGAAGGGCUCCGACUACAGCUGGUCCUACCAGACGCCGCCGUCCUCCCCCAGCAGCUCCAGCUCCCGCAAGUCCAGCAUGUGCAGCAGCGUGAGCGGUGCCAAGGGUGGCAUCCCGUGGCCCGGCGGGUCCCAAACUUGCUCACCAAGUUCCACCUAUCGCUACCGCAGCCUGGCGCAGCCGGUCAACGCGAGCACGCGUCUCUCCAGCGUCUCCUCUCACGAUUCGGGCUUCAUCUCCCAGGACGCCGCCUAUUCCAAGCCGCCUUCUCCGAUGCCUUCGGACAUCACCAGCCAGAAGUCCUCCAGCUCGGCGUCCUCGGAGGCCUCGGAAACCUGCCAGUCCGUGAGCGAAUGCAGCUCCCCCACCUCGGACUGGUCCAAAGCGAGUCCCUACGACCAGCCCGUGGUGAACACCCUGCAGAGGCGAAAGGACCGCGUGGAGCACCUGCGGGAAGCGGAGAUGGCCUCGGCCGCCAUGGGGUACCCGGGCAUCAGCGUCGAAGAAGCUCCCAGGCCCCGGAUGUCACCAGCUACGAUUGCUGCCAAGCACGGCGAGGAGGUGUCCCCCGCUGCCAGCGACCUGGCCAUGGUCUUGACCAGGGGGCUGAGUCUGGAGCACCAGAAGAGCAGCCGGGACUCGCUGCAGUAUUCCAGCGGCUACAGCACGCAGACGACCACGCCGUCCUGCUCCGAGGACACCAUCCCUUCCCAAGGCUCCGACUACGACUGCUAUUCGGUGAACGGCGACGUGGAGUGCGACCCCCAGAGCGAGUUCGACAAGUCCUCCACCAUCCCACGCAACAGUAACAUCGCCCAGAACUACCGGCGCAUGAUCCAGACCAAGCGGCCCGCCUCCACCGCCGGGCUGCCUACGGGCACCAACCUGCCAGCCGGCACCACGCCGGGGGUCGCCACCAUCCGCCGCACGCCUUCCACCAAGCCCUCGGUCCGCCGCACCCUCUCCAACGCAGGCCCCAUCCCCAUCCGGCCCCCCAUCGUCCCCGUGAAGACCCCCACGGUGCCCGACUCCCCCAGCUACACCGGCCCCACGCGAGUGGGCAGCGAAGAGUGCGUGUUUUACACUGACGAUGCCUCGCCAAACACCAUGGAUUUUGCCAAAGCUUCGCCCAAGCGGCUGAGCCUUCCCAACACCGCCUGGGGCAGCAACGUCAUGGAGAUCUCCGUGUACCCCGGUGCCGGCCAGCACCUCUCCGCCGAGGAAGAGGAGGACCAGCAGUUGGCAGCCAACCGGCACAGCUUGGUGGAGAAGAUUGGCGAGCUGGUGGCCAGCGCCCAUGCCCUGGGUGAAGGCCAAUUUCCCUUCCCUACGGCGCUUUCGGGCCCCGGUCCCGGCGAGGAGACGCCUACUCCACCCCCGGCGGCCUCCAUGGACCCCCCGGCCGAAGACAUGCUGGUGGCCAUCCGGCGCGGGGUGCGCCUGCGGAGGACCAUCACCAACGACAGAUCGGCCCCACGGAUAUUGUGAUGAAGCCCCCGGUCCCUCCCGGCCCCGUCCCGCGCCGUGCUGUGCCGUGCCGUCCCGCCGCCCCGCUCCCCGCGUCCCUGGGAGGAGAUCGAAGCAGCGCCCGCAGCGCCCUGAGGAGGAGAGAUGCCGUCGGGAACCGCGGCGCCGAAGCCGCGUUCGGAGGUGGAGGCAGAGCCCGGAUUCACACGGAAACUGAAAGCCUGCGCUGGCAAACUCGCAAGGACGCAGCCUAGGCGCCGAACGGGGUCCGGAGCCCGUUUUAUACGUUGUUCCCCAGCCUCUCCCGCUCGCCCGCAGCCUCCCCGGCGCUUCUCGCGGCCUCCGGCCGGCCGCUGCUCCCGGCGGCCGCUCUCCCGCGAGCUCCCCGCUCCCCGGCGAGGCGCCGGCGGCACCGCGCAGCCUCGCACGCUCCCGCGCGCUCCUGGCAGGCGGGGGCUGGCUGUCGUCUUCUGUCUUUCCUUCCUUUGCUCUUUCUUCCUCUCCUGCUUUCGCUUUCUCUUUUCCUUCCUUCCUUCUUCCUUCCCUCCUUUCCCUUUCCUUUUUUCUUGCUUGCUUGUUUGCUUUCCCUGUCUUUUCCCUUUUCUCUUGUUUUUGCUCUUACUUAUUCUUGCUCACUUUCUCUUUCGCUGGCUUUCUCUUUCGCUUGCUUAUUGCUUGCUUUCUCCUUCGCUCGCUUUCUCCUUCGCUCGCUUUUGCUUUCUCUUGCCUUCUUUCUCUUCCUUGCUUUUGCUUUCUCUUGCCUUCUUUCUCUUGCUUUUACUUUCUGCUGCUUGUGCUUUUUGUUUGCUUUCACUUUUUUUCUUUCUUUUUCUGCGUCGUUUUCACUUUUUCCUUUCCCUCUUGCGCUUUCGCUUUUGCCGUUUCUCUCUUUUUUGGCUCCCACUCAUUCUCUCUCUCUAACUUUCUUUCUCUUUUGCUUCUGUUUUUCCUCUCUCUCUCCCCUUUCCUUCCUUACUCUCUUCUUUUAACUCUCUCUCUCUUUUUUUUUUUUUUCCCUCCCUCUCUUUCCUUUCCUUUUCUUUCCUCCAGCGGCCGCGGCCGGGAGGAGGCGCCGGGCCGGGGAGGGAGAGAG
This is a messenger RNA of Rhea pennata, 3334 nucleotides long. It is a transcript of the gene MTSS2, whose product is annotated as MTSS I-BAR domain containing 2. Gene Ontology annotation, cellular component: cytoplasmic side of plasma membrane; actin cytoskeleton. Bases 40 to 2262 code for a protein of 740 amino acids. Gene Ontology annotation, molecular function: phospholipid binding; actin binding. NCBI's taxonomy places the organism in Eukaryota, Metazoa, Chordata, Aves, Rheiformes, Rheidae. The transcript is spliced from 14 exons. The record is from RefSeq and is a predicted model, not a curated record. Gene Ontology annotation, biological process: cell projection assembly; plasma membrane organization.